Messenger RNA from Nicotiana tabacum (common tobacco), 700 nucleotides. The record is from RefSeq and is a predicted model, not a curated record. Lineage: Eukaryota; Viridiplantae; Streptophyta; Magnoliopsida; Solanales; Solanaceae.
AUAUNUAAACUUCCAUACCUUCAAGCAGUUGUAAAAGAAGCCAUGAGACUUCACCCAGCAGUUUCAUUACUCUUACCACACAAAGCUCAAAAUGAUAUAGAAGUGUUGGGCUACACUGUGCCUAAGAACACUCAAGUUCUCGUGAAUGCUUGGGCCAUUGGGAGAGACCCAAAGUCCUGGGAAAAGCCACUGGAGUUUAUGCCUGAAAGAUUCAUUAAGUCUAGUGUGGAUUACAAAGGUAGGGACUUUGAGUUUAUACCGUUUGGCGCAGGCCGAAGAAUUUGUCCUGGAUUGCCACUUGCUAUAAGGAUGGUGAAUUUGAUGUUGGCUUCUAUUAUUCAACCAUUUAGUUGGAAGCUACCUGAUGGAAUGGCACCAGAGAAAUUGAACAUGGAGGAACAAUUUGGAGUUAGCUUGAGGAAGGCCGUUCCUCUUGUUGCCAUUCCUAUUAUGGAAGAAAACAAGAUCAUUGUUUAGUCUAUACAAUUUUAUUUGCCACUUGUUUUUUUUUAAAAAAAAAAAAAAAACCUUAUGGGCUGUUUCUUUGAGCUAUUUGAUUGUGAGAACUGAGAUGUAUUAUCAUCUCAUAGAUAAGGUUUGAAUGUUAAUUGGAGACGAGAAACUUGAAACUAAUAACGAACUUCAACAUCUUGAUCAAUAUUUUCAUGGCUACUCAUUAGGUGAGUACCAAUUGCCACUU